CUUCUCCAUGGAGAGCAAUAUAUUGAGCUCUUUAAACCAUUCCCCACAUCUGGUACUGUGACCACAAAAUCUGAGGUUGUAGAUGUACUGGACAAGGGAAAAGGAGCUCUCGUUCUUCUAAAUGUUACCACAUUUGAUGAAGAAGGGGAAGCGAUUUGUCUCAACCAGUCUGCCAUUUAUCUUGGUGGAUCAGGAGGAUUUGGAGGAAAGAGAAAUUCUGACAAAGCCAAGCCUUUGGUGAAUGCCCCUUCUCGUAAUCCAGAUGCAUCAAUCCAGGAGAAAACAGGAGUAACUCAAGCGGCAUUGUAUAGACUUAGUGGUGACUACAACCCACUGCAUGUUGAUCCUGCAUUUGCUCAAAUGGGAGGAUUUUCAGUUCCAAUUCUUCAUGGCCUGUGCUCAUUUGGCAUUGCUUGCCGUCAUGUCCUAAAGCAGUAUGCCAAUGAUGAUGUCACUAAGUUCAGUGCCAUGAAAGCCCGCUUUGCAAAACCGGUGGUCCCAGGGCAGACUAUACAGACUGAUAUGUGGAGGGAGAAUAAUCGCAUUCACAUUCAGUGCAAGGUGGUAGAGAAUGGCAAUGUGGUGCUUUCAGGAGGAUAUGUAGACCUGGUGAACAUCACUCAAGAAGUACCUGAUGUGAAUUCUUUAAUCUCGAAGCCAUCUUCUUCUGGUCUCAAGAGUGAAGCUCUCUUCCAAGAGCUCAAGAAACGAAUCUCUUCCCAUCCAGAACUUGUCAAGAAAGUCAAAGGAAUCUUUCAGUGGAAUGUGACAAAGAAUGGCAAGACAUUAGGACAGUGGGUGAUAGACCUCAAGACAGGCAGCGGUGCAGUCAUAGAAGGAAUAUCUAACUCACUAAAGCCGGAUUGCACUAUUACUGUAUCGGAUGAAGAUCUUAUAGGGCUUGCUGCAGGGAAACUCAAUGCACAACAACUGUUUAUGAAGGGAAAAUUGAAGGUGACGGGCAAUAUAAUGCUUACUGUUAACUUAGAUAAACUGUUCAAGGAGCAUUCCAAGAUGUAGACAUGAACGAUGUGAAACUUUAAACAAGAGGAAUUUGAUUGACAUUUAUUUUAGAAUUAUACUCAAAAAUGAGCUUGAUUAUUUUUGGUAAAAGAGUAGAGCUGUGUUCAACUACCCAGAUUAUUCUGAAAAGACGAUACAGAAUUUUCUAUUUCCAUAGAUCAUUUACCUCUCCCAAUGAUAUUCAAAAUGAACCACGAAUUUAACCAUAGCGUAUGUAACAAAGUGUGUCAAAGAAAUAAAUGUAUUUCACUCUACAA
Molecule: messenger RNA, 1280 nt
Organism: Actinia tenebrosa (Australian red waratah sea anemone)
Lineage: Eukaryota; Metazoa; Cnidaria; Anthozoa; Actiniaria; Actiniidae
Product: peroxisomal multifunctional enzyme type 2-like
Molecular function (GO): oxidoreductase activity
Source: RefSeq, a predicted model, not a curated record